Messenger RNA from Linum tenue, 1686 nucleotides. Lineage: Eukaryota; Viridiplantae; Streptophyta; Magnoliopsida; Malpighiales; Linaceae. The record is from the annotation of a GenBank genome assembly.
UCGUUUCGGAAACCGAAACGUAUUACGUUUCUGUAUUGCCUUUUGCGUUUCUGGGUAGUAAACAGGUCAGACUUGAUAUAUUUUUUGCGCGAAUUUUAACGAGAGGAAUUUCAAUCCUUUCCCUCCAUUUGUGACGCCGCCAUGGAUUCCUCUGCGCUUUCUCAUCUCUCCGCUCCUCGAUUAUCCCCUAUCCACUGCUUUAACUCGACUGGUUUCAAUGAAAGAAGCCACUUCUUCCCUCGGAGGUCGGCGGCAGCAACCGCGGCCACCGCCGACUUCGCAAUUGAAGCGCAGAAUCUGAGCUUCUCGAUCGCGACGCGGCAAGGGAAUUCGGUCCCGAUACUUGAAGAUUGCUCCCUCAGAAUCCCUUCCGGCCAGCUGUGGAUGCUUCUCGGACCCAACGGCUGCGGCAAAUCUACUCUUCUCAAGGUUCUGGCUGGUCUGUUAAACCCUAAUGGUGGAACUUUCACUGUCAAGAGGCCGAAGAGCUUUGUGUUCCAGAAUCCGGAUCAUCAGGUUGUCAUGCCUACAGUAGAAGCAGAUGUAUCCUUUGGUCUUGGAAAGUUCGACCUCUCAAAUGAUGAAGUGAGGCGCAGGGUGGCGAAUGCUCUUGAUGCAGUCGGCAUGGGUUCCUACAUGCAGAGACCUGUGCAAACUCUGAGUGGUGGUCAGAAGCAGAGGGUUGCAAUUGCUGGUGCUCUGGCUGAAGCAUGUAAAGUGCUCUUACUGGAUGAGCUGACAACGUUCUUAGAUGAGAAGGAUCAGAUUGGGGUGAUCAAAGCACUGAAGAACACAUUAGAUGUAUCAGACGACGUCACAGCUCUAUGGGUAACCCACCGUCUUGAAGAGCUCGAAUUUGCAGAUGGGGCAUUAUAUAUGGAGAAAGGGAAAAUCGUCAAGCGAGGAGAUGCUUCAAGAAUAAUGAAUUUCAUCAAAGCCAAACAAUCCUCAUACUUCAGCGAAAUUAACCAGUAAUGUACAUAUGUUUCUCUUAUAAGCUUUCAGUCUGAUUGGUCACAUUCAGAGAAGUUCAAGCUAGCUUUUGGUCCAACUUUUCUUGCUUUUCAAGUGGUCACUUCUCAGUUGUGGUGGGGAUCAUUCCGUGUACUUAGGGUAAUGCACUUGAUCAGGGUUGUUUUGUUAGGUAUAGAAUCUAGAAUGUCACUAGAUAGACUAGAUCAAUGAACCUGGUUAUCCUUCAGCCCACCUAACAUUGUAGCAUUGUUAUUCCUGUACAAUCCUUGGGAUUUGUAAGUUAUGGUAAUUGUCAACUGAACCUAAUGUGGCAAAAAUAGACCAACAUUCAGUUCUACAGGAAAAAACAAUUUCACAUACAGCAGCUGUAUAGUCUUCCCCAGAAUCUUAUCCAAGCUUUCUGUGUGUGUUCAGUGUCUUGUUGACUGGACAAAAAUCGGUGUCAUGGAUUUCAGGCUGUUCCAUGUUCAUGUCUUCCGUGAUACUUCGGUUUUACUUCUCUUGUUAGGUCUUAGACUUCACAUCGGAGCUGUAGGCGUUUCAUUCUUGCUCGUUGUACGAUGUUCCAUAUUCAAAUAGCUGAGAUUCACCAAGUACUAUUGGUAUGGGACGAUUGAUUUCAUUAUCAGAUCUUCUCAAUAGUAUCUUGGUUUCUUUCCUGAAGUUAAAAGCUAAACUAACAGCAUGUACCUUCUUGUUCAUCAUCAGGCU